Molecule: messenger RNA, 6759 nt
Organism: Hermetia illucens (black soldier fly)
Lineage: Eukaryota; Metazoa; Arthropoda; Insecta; Diptera; Stratiomyidae
Product: sushi, von Willebrand factor type A, EGF and pentraxin domain-containing protein 1-like
Exons: 28
Coding region: 175-6729 (2184 amino acids)
Biological process (GO): establishment or maintenance of epithelial cell apical/basal polarity; heterophilic cell-cell adhesion
Cellular component (GO): protein-containing complex; plasma membrane
Molecular function (GO): calcium ion binding
Source: RefSeq, a predicted model, not a curated record
UCAUAUGAACGACAGGAAGCAUGUUUGUGCCAUUUUAAAAAUGACCUAUGUGUCAGCUUUUCUGUUUCUUUUUGCGAUAAGGAAUCACUGGAAGUGAGAUUCAAACUGAAAAAUAUCUUGAGUGGAAGUCUUAAGCUUCCUAGUCAAUCAGUGAUAGGCAGUCGAGUUGUAUAGAUGUGUUCAGUGAUUUUCGCUUUCUGUGAAAUCUGUAGGAAGAUGAAGUUUUUUCUAAUAAUUUCUUGUUAUUCGGUAGUGAUAAUAGGCGCGGAAAUAUUCAUCCCUGAUUUAAUAUCGCGAUUAGAUGCAAACCCCGAUGUUGGUGGUGACAUUAGUUAUACAGUAUCCAAUCAUUUUGGAGGAAAGUUUCUGAAACCGAUUUCAGGUGAUAAUUUCGAAAAUGCUGUUUACAAAUCGAACAUGGGUGAUAUAAACCGUAACUUCAAAACGGCAAUUGAUGAUAUAAAGCGGAAGGCGAAACGUGUAGAUAUGGUUUUUUUAAUCGACUCAAGUUCAAGUGUUGGCAAAGAGAAUUUCAUUAGUGAAACGAAAUUUGUUAAGAAACUUCUGAGUGAUUUCAACGUUAGUUACAAUUACACGAGAGUAGCAUUGGUAACGUAUAGCUCCCAAGGAAAAGUUAUACGACAAGUAGACCAGAUUUCGGAGCCGUCCGUUAACAACGAUAAAUGUACACUUUUGAACGAUGAAAUUCCACAAAUUGAAUUCGUUGCUGGCGGUACCUAUACCUAUGGUGCUCUGGAGGAAGCGAAGAAAAUUUUGAUUAACGCUCGGAAAAAUAGCAAAAAGAUAAUAUUUUUAGUAACUGAUGGAUAUUCAAAUGGAAAAGAUCCAGUUCCGAUAGCAACAAAAUUGAAAGAAAGUGGCGUAACCAUUUUCACUAUAGGUAUCCAGUCGGGGAACUAUAUUGAGUUGUACAAUAUUUCGAGCGCACCUGAGGAAGGGCAUAGUUUCCUGCUUGAUAGUUUCUCGCACUUUGAAAGUUUAGCGAGGAAAGCCCUACAUGCUGAUUACAAAAUUGGUUUCAAUGUAAAAUUGGGUAAUCAGUCCAAAUGUGAUGGAUUAUGUGAAAACCAGAACAAAACAGGCAGCUGUUGCGAUGUAAAUGCCGACUGUACAUGCGGCACGUCUACCGGACAUUAUACAUGCCAAUGUUUUUCUGGGUAUUAUGGAUCAGGCCUAAAGGAUCAAUGCUUUCCUUGCCCAAAUGGUACUUAUUGGCAUAAUUCGAAUAUGUGCCGGCCCUGUCCAGACAUCAACCACAUCACAAUUGAACAGCCCGCCCUGAAUGUGAGCUACUGUGUUUGCAAGACUGGAUUCAAACAAACUGAAGAUAAUCGCUGUGAAGGAAUAACCUGUCCGAAACUCUCACCUCCUCAGAAUGGGUACUUCGUUAAGCAACCAACAAGUUGUGCCAAUGUACUAAACGCUGCUUGCGGAGCUCGAUGUAAGUCUGGGUACCAACUAACAGGAACAAGUUUACGACUUUGUCAAGAAAAUGGGACGUGGUCAGGAACAGAAGCAACUUGCGUAUUGAAAACAUGUCCCAGUCUAUUAGUUCCGUUUUACGGUCUAGCUUUAUGCCGUAAUAAGGAUUUGAAUUUAUUUUUCGAUUAUUCUCCACGCAAUUCAACAUUCAUGAAAUUUUAUGAUAUUGAUUCUAAGCGAGUUACUGAACCAAUGCCAAUAGAUACAGACUGCACUUUCAAGUGUGGUCCUGGAUACUAUCUGGUUGGUUCAAGAAGCAGAACUUGUUUGCCAUUAGCGAAGUGGGAUGGAUUGCAAACAACAUGCAAACAAAUUUUAUGUUCGCCAUUGCCUAAACCCACAUAUGGAAGCUAUGAAUUCGGUGAUUGUACAGAGCAAAAAGUACCCCACGGAACAAACUGUACCCUAUUGUGCCCGGAAGGAUUCACUGUCAGAGGUCCAGAAACCAAAACUUGUGCUGGGAAGAAGAAUGGUAUAUGGACACAUAAGAAUAAAAAUGCAAAGUGUGUAGAUAUCACUCCGCCACACAUUACAUGCCCUGAAAACAUAUCAGUGUUUGUCGAGGAAUCCAAUGAUUAUACUAUAAUUAAAACGCUACCCAUUCCAACAAACAUGUCAGAUUCAUCAGGCCGCAAUGUCACUUACUGGCUGAAACAGAAUGUUAACAUUACUGAUGGUGUCAAACUGAACAUCGGCAACCACACUUUCACCUAUAUUGCAAGUGAUCCAUUUAACAAUAAGGCCAAUUGUUCAUUUAUAGUCCAGGUUAUCGACAAAGUUCCUCCAGUCGCAGAGAAUUGUAUCGAUCCUGAGGAAUAUCGCGUGCGCAAUACGAAAACCGAAUUUAUCGAAUGGGAGGAACCAACAUUCUUUGAUAAUUCCAACACUGAGGUUAUUGUUCAAAAAUCUUUAAGUCCGGGGAUUCUAGGGGAGGGACUUCAUAAAGCUGUUUAUACGGCUUUCGAUAAAUACGGAAAUAAUGCUUCAUGCUCUAUUAAUAUAACAGUAAAAGAAAUGUUCUGCGAUACUUUAAAACCUCCUCUCAACGGGAAUAUUCUAUGCGCAAGAAAUAUCACAUAUACAUGGUGCGAAUUAAUUUGCAAUCCCGGCUAUGCAGUGUUCGACAGUAUCACUGAUGAUUAUCAAGAGAGUCUUAAUCUUACGUGUUUGAAUGAAUCCCCUGAUUGGAAAGUAGAUUCAACGCCAGAUUGCACACCACUCGAACUUCCUAAUAGCGUAGAGCAAAUUCUGACCAUUCCGGUUGAUUCUGACAAUGUAGAGCCGAUUUGUGGAAAUGAAACUAAGCAUAACGAUUUGCAGAAAAUUCUUAUCGAUCAUCUUAAAAAAUACAUGUGCAACGAGCUCGAAGAAUGUGAACUUGUAUCGAAUACACCUCCAGAAUGUACUGCAGAUACCGAGAGUACUGAAGAUAUUGACAAUGAAAUUAACGGCAAAACAUAUUACAAAGUUUUCAAAAGGGAAAUACAGCCAUCUAAUGAAGAUAGGAAGCAGCGAGUAAAACAGAAAUACAACAUCCGCAUCAAACUCUACACUCGUAUCGGACGGAAACUCGGUGUUUGGAAAAAAGGCAAAACACUCGCUGAAAAUUUACAAACAGUUCGUAAUGAAUUACAUUCUGUAAGCAGAAGUGAAGAUUUGAAAAAACGACUGCAGAGUUUGAAUAUUGAUGUGAGACGAUUCAAAAUUGAAGAAUUUCUCAAAUGUUCGGACGGAAGUAUUUUUAAGAAACAUAUGUGUGUUCAAUGUCCUAGGGGAACGUUUCAAGAUGCGUUGUUCAACAGAUGUGUCACGUGUCCCAUUGGUACUUAUAACAGCCAACUAGGACAGAUUUUGUGUACGAGCUGUCCACCCCAUACGUCCACUCGAAAAGGUGGACGACGACAUAUUGAGGAUUGCAUACAGCAGUGUCCCCCGGGCACGGCGGCCAAAAUAAAAAUUCCUCGCAAGAAAUUACGUCCUGAGGUUACUAACACACACAGCUUAAUGCCGUUUUGUCGCAAGUGUAACCCUGGUGAAUAUCAAUCGGAAUACGAUCAGACACAAUGCGAAAAAUGCCCUUCAGGGCAUACAUCUCCAAGAGGAGCUACUUCCCGUUCAGAAUGUACACUUGAAAGACCCAACCCUUGUAUUAUGAAUCCGAAAAUUUGCGGGCCAAAUGGCGUGUGCAUUACUGACUCGAAUGUUCAAAGUUCAUAUUAUUGCCAAUGCGACCAAGGCUUCGAUGGGCCUCACUGUGAGCAUGCUGUGGACUUGUGUGUAUCAGCACCAUGUUUCAAUCAUGGUUCCUGUAAUAAAGUAAAUGCUACCACCGUCACUUGCACAUGUCCUUUACCAUAUACUGGACAGUUUUGUGAAGAGAUAGUUAGUCCCUGCGUAAAUUCGAUAUGCCACAACGGCGGAACGUGUCUAGAAGUAGCUGGAAGUGCAAUGUGUGAAUGCCUGACAGGAUUUGAUGGAACCUACUGUGAAAAGAAAGUUGAUUAUUGUCGCCACAAUUUAUGUGAAAAUGGCCGAUGUGAGAACAUCCCAGAUGGUUAUCAAUGCAAAUGCCCGCCAGGAAUAAUAGGAAAAAGAUGCCACCUACGUCCUUGCGACUAUCUUCCUUGUCAUAAAAAUGCUAUUUGCAUAGACCUUCCACAUUUUCCAGCCACACAAGAAAGUUAUAUGUGCAAAUGCCCUAUUGGACUUCGGGGAUAUGAUUGUGCGCAAUCGCACAAUCCGUGCGAUGUAAGACCAUGCAGGAAUAAUGGAGUAUGUACCCCAAAGGCUUUACGAGUUGUCGGUAGUAGUGAUCUGAAUGAAGAGAAAUAUCGUGAAUACACUUGUAAAUGUCCACCUUAUUUUUAUGGUAAAAACUGUGAGAUAUUAGUAACUCCAGAUUUCUAUAUGAAAUUUUCAAAACCGAGCACAACGAAUUAUGCUAAGUUAGAAGGACCCGCGAAAGAUUUAAAAGAAAUUUCAUUCUGUACUUGGAUACAAACAAACGAUUCUUUCAAUUAUGGCACAAUUAUCUCGUAUGCUACCUUAGAUAUGGAUAAUAUGUUUACAUUCACCGAUUAUAAUGGAUUCGUGCUCUACGUUCAUGGACAACAUAUUGUUACUGAUAUUACCAUUAACGAUGGCAUCUGGCAUUUCAUUUGUGUCGCAUGGACAAGUAAUAACGGCUACUACGAAAUCUAUUUGGAUGGUAAAUUAUUGCAUGCCGGCCUUAAUUUGAGUGCGAAUAGUGUUAUUGAGAAAGGUGGCAUAUUAAUUAUUGGACAAGAGCAGGAUCAACUUAACGGUGAUUUCAGUGAAUCCGAAUCAUUUGUUGGCAAUAUUGCAUAUUUUGAUAUUUGGGACACUUUCAUCACUGCAGCAGAAAUUAAGGAGUUCCAUAGUUCCUGUGAGCCAUACAGAGGAAAUCUCUAUGCUUGGACCGAUUUCAAAAUGGGAGUCCAUGGUGCAAUUGAAAUAUUGCCAUCUAACUUCUGUAAACCAUGCAAAUCGGACUUGAAUCUGGCCAACGGUCGCGUUAAUAUUGUUCAUGAUAAAGCCUUUCAUCAAUGCGAUGAGGGGUAUAAAUUGCAUGGCAAUGUUAUGCGUAAAUGUUUGAGGACUUCAGAGUGGUCUCCAGGAAUUCCUUAUUGUCAAAUUGUAACAUGCCGUCCUCUUCCUGAUAUUACAAUGGGAGCUAUUAACUACACUAGUCUAACCUAUGGUGGCUUUGCAAAGCAUACAUGUCAUGAUGGUUAUCUUUUAGAAGGUAAUCCAAACCGCAUUUGCUUAUCGAACGGAGAAUGGUCAGGGAUGAGUCCAGUUUGUAUAAGUAAAGUUCGCUGUCCACCAAUUGAAAUAUCAAAAAGCGCCUCAAUUUCAUAUGGAACUGAAAGUGGACCUCUAAAUUCCACUUUGAAAGAGUAUGACGUCGGAGCUUUCGCGGAAAUAGUUUGUAAUGUUGAGGGGAAUAUUGUUGAAAGUAUAACCGUAUGCAUGGACAGUGGCGAAUGGGAUAUAAAAGUACCAGCAUGUGCCGCUCCAAGGAAACCAACAUCAAUAGAAGUCACCCCUACUACAACAACAAAAAUUCCAAUGAGUCGGGGACGAUCAUCAAGUAUAUAUAGAUUUAUAGGAAGAAACGUAAUGAGAGCUACAACCAGAAGACCUACUACCACCUCUACCACUCAGAAAUCAAUUUCUGCUACUUCAUCCACAACAACGUCUGCAACGACGACAAAAGCUGCCCCAAAAUUAACAACAAAGCCAACAACAAUGAAAUUAACGACUAAAUCAACAACAAUGAGGUCAACGACCAAAUCAACAACAGUGAAGUUAACGACUCCGUCAACAACAGUGAGAUCAACAUUAAAGCCAACGGUGACUACAAGUACUACCACAACCCCGAAGACAACAACAACAACUACUACUACUACAUCAACUACAACUUCAACUAAGCCACCUAAGCCAACCCCUACCACUCCUCUCAAAUUACUCACUACCCCGGCAUCAAUUCUGAGAUUUACCACGGGAAAGGUAACUGAACAUUCCGAGGAUACAUCGUCAUUGGAAAGUCAAGAGGACUACUUGCUUAGGACGAGCACUGAAUUUUAUGAUGAAGUUCUUACCACAUUAAAUAUGGAACAUUGUAAUUUGAAGGAUGCCCCGGAACCGCCAUCCAAUGGAUUAAUUGUGAACGUUUUAUCCUCCGAAAAUCGAACGAUUAUUAUUGAUUUGGAAAGUUUGCGGCACAAUCCGAUAUUUAUUCCGGUGGGGACAAAAGUUUAUUAUGGAUGCCCAAAUAACUUGACAAUUGUAGGAACUAACGUUGCCACAUGUCAGGAGAGCGGAGUAUGGGAUUCAAUUAGUUAUAUUUGUCAAGAAAAGUAUUGUGACAAACCACCUCGUCCAAUAAGCAUGAACUUACAAGGAAAUGCAGGAAAACGAUUUAAAAUUGGCGAUAAAAUCCUUCUACACUGCAAUGAGGGAUACAUGCUACAUGGCAGUCCUGAAAUAGUCUGUAAUCCAUUGGGAAAGUGGUCGAAAGUCCUGGCGCGCUGUGCAAAGAUAUCGUGCAAUAAACCGAAAUUACCGAAUAACGCGGAAAUUGUAAAGGGCCGAUCUUAUUUAUACGAGGAUAAAAUAUCAAUAGAGUGCGAUGACGGAGAAGAAGUGGAGAUUGUUUGUCAGAGUAGUGGAAAAUGGAAGCCUGAAAAGAUUUGUUCAUAGUGCCCUUGCGUUUGAAAUUUCGACGUAAAA